Molecule: messenger RNA, 1547 nt
Organism: Brassicogethes aeneus
Lineage: Eukaryota; Metazoa; Arthropoda; Insecta; Coleoptera; Nitidulidae
Source: the annotation of a GenBank genome assembly
AUGCCUCCGAAGUAUGAUAAAAACUUUAGCUGUUUUCAUUGUUUACUUUGUCUGUGGCAGCCGCUAAGGUUAGACGUGUUUUAUGAGCUCGGCGAUUUUUCGUUCGUUAAAAGAAAUGGAUCAAAGAAUUUAUAUCCAAUUUUGCUUAAAAAAUUAAAUAAAUUCUGUGAAAUGUUAACAAAGGCAUAUAGUGAGUCUGCUAUAAGUAAAACAAGAGUUGACAAGUGGUAUAAGAGUUUCCAAGAUGGCCGUGAAGACGUUGAAGAUGACGAUCGCCCCGAACGCACAAGUACAUUAACAACUAAUAAAAACAUGGAAAAAGUGGAAGAAAUGGUAUGUUUCACGAAAAUCGAUUAUUUAGAAGCUCAAUAUUGUCAAUGCGUAUGUCCCCAUCCCAUAAUUGAACACCCACUCAUCCCAACUAUACAUGUGCAACCGGACUUUCACGUUCUGCAAAAUCAUGAUGAUGUCCAACAACAAGCUAUCAACAACUUUCACGCUCUGCAAAAUCACGAUGUGGUCCAACAACAAGCUGUCAACAACUUUCAAAACCAUGUCGAACAAGAUAAAAAUCAAGUGAGCACCAUGCAAAAACAAAACACAAAUCAAGCAAGCAUGGUCCAAAAAUUAAACAAGGAAACAAUCGACGUCGUCGUGAACAAAAACAAAACGGCUGACAAAAACGACAGCAAAGAUGACCACCACAAGAAAGAUGACCUCCACAAGAAAGAUGACCACCACAAGAAAGAUGACCACCACAAGAAAGAUGACCACCACAAGAAAGAUGACCACCACAAGAAAGAUGACCACCACAAGAAAGAUGUCCACUACAGAUUCGAGUACGCUGUAAACGACAAAAAAUCAGGCGACGUUAAGAAUCAAAGAGAAGAACGCCAUGGCGAUGUCGUAAGAGGGGAAUAUUCUCUACUGGAACCUCACGGAAAUGUCCGAACUGUUAAAUACUACGCCGACUGGAAUCAUGGAUUCUUUGCGCAAGUACAAAAUAGUAAACAUGGUAAUUAAGUCUAUUUUUCUUUGUUAAAUUUUGUUGUUAAAAAUACGCGUUUUAUUUAUCAAUUAUUUAGAGAUGUUGUAUUUGGUUAUUGUAAAAACAAUACAGGAGCAAAGUUUAUUUUAGUUCAUCACAAUAAACAGUUGAGAAUAUUUCACAUUGUCCUAUCCAUUGUGACUACACUCAGAAAAAUGUACAUGCACUGAUAAUGAAACUAGCGAUUAAUAAUAGUUAUUUAUGUCAUUAGGUUAAGAAGUAAGGCUUUUUGUGCUAAGCUCAAUUGAGCGAAGCACAAAAAGGCACUUCUUGGCCGAAUGGCAUACAACAUUUUACCUUCAAAGCACUUUAUAUAGGUCAAUUUAAUUUAACAUCAACGCGACCUAACCUCACUUUUUUAGAAUCUCAUUUAUUUAUUACCUAAAGAUUACAUUAAAUGUACAAUAAUUAUUAUUGCUUUUAGAAGCAGUAAUAGUUUGACACUACCUAGCAACAUGAUUUAAGUAGAAAUGGAUUUUUGCUAUUACAUUGAAUUCAA